Molecule: messenger RNA, 378 nt
Organism: Dentiscutata heterogama
Lineage: Eukaryota; Fungi; Glomeromycota; Glomeromycetes; Diversisporales; Gigasporaceae
Source: the annotation of a GenBank genome assembly
AUGCAACCUAUCUAUCUGCUGAAGAUAUUUAGGACAUUAUUAAAAAGUGCUUAUCCACCAAUAGAUUCUAAAGAUAUAAAACUAUUAUUAGAAGAAACUGGUUCGAUUCAGCAAGCAGAUCUUAUAGAAUGCAAUGUUAUUUCUAAAAAGAAGAUAAAAAAGACCAAAAAGAAUAAACCCAAGUCUAUUCAUAUUUCUGAUAUUAAAGAUUUGUGUAAAAAUAAUAAUGAAAUACCAGGAACAAAAAAAGAUAUUAUUUUGCCUACUAAAUUCUCUAAAGAUAUCUUGGAUUUGUUUAAGAGAACUAAUAAUAAUAUAGAAAAAAUUAGAGUAUCUGGUUAUGUUCUUAUCCCACCUUUGAGUGAUUUCAUCACUUGA